Bipolaris maydis ATCC 48331 is the source of this 1116-nucleotide messenger RNA. RefSeq lists its product as uncharacterized. The record is from RefSeq and is a predicted model, not a curated record. Gene Ontology annotation, molecular function: oxidoreductase activity, acting on the CH-OH group of donors, NAD or NADP as acceptor. Lineage: Eukaryota; Fungi; Ascomycota; Dothideomycetes; Pleosporales; Pleosporaceae. Gene Ontology annotation, cellular component: cytoplasm.
AUGGCCCUUUUCGACCCCUCCCUCUCCACCCUCGCACCCCCAAACUCCACCCCCAAAACAAUCCUCAUAACAGGCGGCUCCUCAGGAAUCGGUCUCGCAACCGCCACUCUCCUCUCCGCCCUCAACCCAAACCACAACCUCAUCCUGCUCGACCUCCACCCCCCACCCCCAACCUUCACCCACCCUCCCUCCCACCUCCUCGUCCACACCUGCGACGUCACCUCCUGGCCCGCCCAACGCGCCGCCUUCGCCGCCGCGUACGCAAAGUUCUCCCGCAUAGACGCCGUCUUCGUCAAUGCCGGCAUAGCCGAACAUGGCGACCAAUUCUUCACCUCCGCCCUCGACUCCUCCGGCAACCUCGCCGAACCCGACCACAGAGUUCUCACCUUGGACCUCAACGCAGCAGCUGCCACUACCAAGCUCGCAAUCCACUACUUGCGCAAGAAUGGCGGCGACAGCGGCGACUUGGCGGGAUCCAUAGUCCUAACGGCCAGUCUGGCAGGCUACCUCGGCUCUGCGGGCGCACCGCUCUAUUCCGCUGCCAAACACGGUCUUGUCGGGCUGCUGCGCGCGCUCAAGCAUGAAUGCGCCAAACUACGCAUUGCCAUUUCGCUCGUUGCGCCCGGCAUAACUGUGACCCCGAUCCUGGCGCAGGGCUUGCCAGCGUUGCGGGAUUUACCGCCUGAGGAGCAUGCGAGGGAGAUGGCAAAGUGGGGGGUACCGAUCAAUUCACCAGAUGCGGUGGCGAGGGCGGUGUGUGGGUUGUUGAGCGAGGGAAUGGCGGCGAAUGGUAAGGGCGUUUGGGUGCAGGCGGAUCGGUUUGCGGAUGUGGAGGCGGGAUUGAUUAAGAGUAGGGAGGCGUGGAUGGGGAGGCAGAUGUUGGAGCUGUUUAAGGGGGGACGGCGGACGGCGAUGUUCACGACGUUGGAAGAGAAUGACAAGGUCAAGGCAAAGAUGUGAUGCUCUGAGAUGAAAGUUAUGCAUAGGAAGCUUCACAGGAAGCAUAGAAAUUGUAAACAUAAGCAGAAGAGGUAUUUGUACAUUUGUUAGAAACAUAGCCUAAUCCAUGUAUCCGUUACUGAUGGAUGGGAUCAUGAACCCCCCGUUUCUUUCCCU